ACUCUGUGAGAAGAGCUCUUCGAUGGUAAAAGUUAAAAAUAUCUGUAUUCGAGUCUUCCGCUUCCUGUUCCGACUGUACAGCGUGCACUUGUUGCUGUUGGGAGAAGAUGUCUUCUGCUGAAGAUUCUGACGAUAAUGUGGAAGUUGGAGAGAAGACACGUCGUCUUGUCAUGGCUCACAAUAGAAAGAAGAAAAAAUCUGGUGGCUUUCAGGCAAUGGGUCUGUCUCAUGCUGUUUACAAGGGAGUGACCCGUAAAGGAUACAAAGUGCCAACUCCAAUUCAACGCAAGGCCAUCCCAGUGAUUCUAGAAGGUAAAGAUGUGGUUGCCAUGGCACGGACUGGCAGUGGCAAGACUGCAGCAUUUGUGGUGCCGAUGUUGGAAAAAUUGCAAGAACACUCUGCUAAAGGAGCUCGAGCCAUUAUUCUCUCACCAACUCGUGAGUUGGCUGUGCAGACACUGAAAUUUACCAAAGAGUUGGGCAAGUUCACAGGUCUGCGAGCUGCUGUCAUUCUUGGAGGUGAUAAGAUGGAAGAGCAGUUUUCUGCUUUGCAUGAAAAUCCUGACAUUAUCAUUGCCACACCAGGACGUUUUCUGCAUGUGCUUGUGGAAAUGAACAAACGUCUCACUGAUGUGCAGUACAUUGUCUUUGAUGAGGCAGACAGGUUGUUUGAGAUGGGCUUUGCAGAGCAGCUGCGAGAAAUUCUUCACAGGGUUCCUGAGUCUCGCCAGACCCUUUUGUUUUCUGCUACUCUCCCUAAGUCUCUUGUUGAUUUUGCACAGGCAGGGCUGUCUGAACCAGUUCUCAUUCGUCUGGAUGUGGAGACUAAGCUGAGUCCACUACUAAAGAUGUCAUUUUUUGCCUGUCGUCCUGAUGAAAAAGUUUCUAUGUUGAUUUACCUGCUUCGGGAGCUUUCUGCAAAGAAUGAACAGACUGUGGUCUUUACUGCUACCAAACAUCAUGUUGAGUAUCUUCAGAUGUUGCUGUCAAGGGCAAAUAUCUCCAACACAUACAUCUAUAGUUCCCUUGAUCAAACUGCUCGAAAGAUCCAUGUUGCACAAUUCCAACAGAAGCAUGUUAAAGUUUUGGUUGUGACAGAUUUGGCAGCACGAGGGAUUGAUAUUCCCCACUUAGACAAUGUCAUCAACUACAACUUUCCUGCAAAAGCCAAGCUGUUUGUCCAUAGAGUUGGUCGUGUGGCUCGAGCAGGACGAAGUGGUGUAGCUUACUCGUUGAUUGCAGCUGAAGAGCUCCCAUAUCUUGUUGACUUGCAUGUCUUCCUUGGACGAGAAAUCAAAGUGGUUCCCCCUGAUGGACAGCAAGAUGAUAGUGAUGGUUACUAUGGUAGCAUCCCACAAAGACUUUUGGAUGAUAUGGCAGAAGAAAUGAAGCUUCUUCAUGAUGGAUCAGUUGACUUGAAAAACCAGUUGCGUGUCACUCACAAUGCUUACAAGCAAUAUAUCCGAUCACGGCCUCCUGCAGCAACAGAAUCUAUCAAACGAGCCAAGCAAAUAGAAAAUGAAAUGGUGCUUGGAAUGCAUCCUGUCUUGAAUAAAGUCAGGGAUGCAGCAGAAAGUGAACGCUUACAAGUUUUGUUUGCUUUGAAAGCUUUCAAAACCAGAAAUACAAUAUUUGAAGUCAACACUGCAGCAAAGAAGCCAGGGUUAGCAGUGAUGAAAGAAAAGAGGUUAAUGCAUGGCAAAAUCAUUGAUGCACGGCGGUCUCAGCAAAAACAUUCAAGUGCACGGCCCCCUGAGCAAGGAAGUUGCAGCAAACAGGAUGUCAUAGAUGAAGAUGUUGAUGGUGUUUUCAGUCAAGUGAUUGGCUCAUCGGAAAGCAAGAAGGAUAAGAGUGCAAGAGGUCAGAAAAGAAAGAAGAUGCUUCAGGUGAGAGACCCAGAGAACUACCUGUCCUACAGACCAGCUGACCAUUCUACUGAGUCAGGGUACAAAGUAACUGAUAGUUUUAGUCAACAGAUGAAUGGGGCUGUUCUAGACUUCACAGGUGAUGAUGCACAAACAAUGCACAACUUGAAAAACAUUCGCAAAUGGGAUCGUAAGCGAAAGAAGUUUGUAGGAGAGAGCGGUGAAGGUAAAAAGAAAAUAAAGACUGAAAGUGGUCACUGGAUCCCUGCUUCAUACAAGUCAGAUUUUUAUAAAACUUGGCUGAAACAACAGCAGGUAGAUGAGGAACGUGAUGAGAUGGAGGAUGACAACAACAGUGGUAAUCACAAGGGUGGCAAGAAAAGGGGCUUCCAAGUGAUGGGGACAAGAGGACGAAAACGAUACAUGGCAGAGGCAGCUAAUUCUUCACAGAAAGGAGGCAAACGCAAAUUCAAGUCUGGGAAGCUGAAGUCAUCUGAUGAAAUUCUGAAGGAGAGAAGAAAGAAAGCCAAAGUUCAGGCAUUCCAGAAACAGAGACAGAUUAUCAAUUCUAAAAAACAGGCAAAAGGCAAAAAGCGCUAGACGAGUUGUUUAAUAAAAUGUUACAAUUUUGUUUCA
Molecule: messenger RNA, 2501 nt
Organism: Pomacea canaliculata
Lineage: Eukaryota; Metazoa; Mollusca; Gastropoda; Architaenioglossa; Ampullariidae
Product: ATP-dependent RNA helicase DDX54-like
Exons: 20
Coding region: 108-2465 (785 amino acids)
Cellular component (GO): nucleus
Molecular function (GO): RNA binding; ATP binding; RNA helicase activity
Source: RefSeq, a predicted model, not a curated record